GUUCUGUAUAGAGAGAGAAAAUUUUGUACCCUCAAAUCCACCCCUCAAUUUUUCAUGGGUAUUUAGAGAGAGAGAGAGAGAGAGAGAGAGAGGUUUCUUUUUUUGUUUUUGCUUGAAGACCCACUUCGGAGAUUCUUCAAUUCAAUCAAAAUGGUUGCUAAAACCCCACCAAAACAAAAGAAAAUGGUAGCAUCAGCAGCAGCAGCAGCAGCAGCAGCCACUCUCAAUCCAGUUCAAGUGAGAGAAACACUAAAGAAGGUGGAAAUGUGCAUGAGUAGGCUACAAGAACUUCAAUUCACAGUAACAGGAGGAAACAAAGUAAUUUCUGGAGUGAGCCUCAGCCCACGUAGUACAAGAACAUAUCUUAAGACAAGCCUUAGAUGUAAACAAGAAUCUUUAAGGAUUAAAAAUGGUGGAGGAAAGAAAUCUCCAGUGGGGAAGUUUCCAUCAAAUGCAGGAGGAGGAGGGGAGUGGAAGAGGAUGUCUUUACCGGCAAUGCUUGUAGGUGAAACCAUUGGGGAAAUACUAACUGCAAGUAAGUUCGCAAGAGAGAUGGUUGAAGCAGUUACCAUUAAUAACACCAACAAAAAUACAUCCAUGGAUGACCCGAAAACGCCAUUGACACGACAAAGAAACCGCAAACCAAACCUAGAAGAUUCAGAAUUAAGAGCAAGAAGGAAAAGAGAGAAGCAAGAAAAAUUUCAAUCAAGACGAAUUGAAUCAUCGCAUUCUCCAUCACUUCAACGGGUUCGGUCCCGGAUCAACUUCAAGGUUGUUUCACCUCCAACAAAAAGAGAUGUCGUUGAUAAAGAGAAUGCACGGUAUCUGGCAAAUCGAGUGUCGCCUAGGAACAGGCCGUGGACGAAAAAGACCAUACUUUUUCCAAACCCUUUAUUCCUAUCAUCAGAUAACUCCUCACAACAGCCAAAGUUUUGUAGAACAAAGUCUCCAGUGAUCGCAAAAACAAGACAACAAACUCCACAUAAGUUCUUGAUCAAGUCUCCAGUGUCAGCUUCAAAGUUUCAGGUGAAGAUUAGCCCACCAGUGGUGAUCAAGCGAUCGCCUACGAGACCAGUAGUGAUCACGAGAUCGCCUACGAGACCGGUAGUGAUCACGAGAUCGCCAACGAGACCGGUAGUGAUCACGAGAUCGCCUACGAGACCGAUGAUAAGCUCAAGUAAGCUGUCUCCAAAGAGAUCCACUGCUUCCAAGCUGCGUCGGUCGUUUUCACCAUCAAGGCUGGUAGCUUCCAAGUUGAGACAACCAUUUUCACCUGCAAAACUUACAGCUUCCAAGUUGAGACAAUCAUUCUCACCUUCAAGAUUGGCUGCUAGGUUGGUGUCUCCCCUGAAAAGCAGAAAAAGUGUACAAAAGUAUGAUGGGAACAUUAAUGUGAGUGGAUUGAAACAGAGACCAAUCAACAACAUACAGAUGAGAAUUUGAAAGGAUGGGUGGAGGAACAGUUUCUCACAAUUAUUCUUUGUUUGAUAUCUUCUCAAUGUCUAUAGUACUGGUUGAUUCUUGUGUGUAUGUGAUUGGUUUCAUCACAUUAUGCAUCAGUUUGUCAAUAACAGAUGAGACUUGAUUAAACUAUGUAGUAAAAGUAAAAAUCUUUAUACU
Messenger RNA from Cucumis melo (muskmelon), 1620 nucleotides. RefSeq names its product microtubule-binding protein TANGLED. The transcript has 4 exons. Gene Ontology annotation, molecular function: microtubule binding. Bases 151 to 1443 code for a protein of 430 amino acids. Lineage: Eukaryota; Viridiplantae; Streptophyta; Magnoliopsida; Cucurbitales; Cucurbitaceae. The record is from RefSeq and is a predicted model, not a curated record. Gene Ontology annotation, biological process: regulation of phragmoplast microtubule organization.